UUUUCGCUUGUCUGUCAUAGACAAGCUGCUGCCAUUUUGCUUUCAAACGCGAAAGAUUUUUAUAAAAAUAACGUCGUAAAUCAAGGUGUGCAGGCUUAUUACUAGUGCUGCAGUCGAAGUUUAUUGAAACAAGUGAUAGACUGCAGAGAAAAUGGCAGCAAGCGAUUCCGGGACGGAUGAGUCAUUGUACCCCAUUGCGGUGUUGAUAGACGAACUCAAAAACGAGGACGUACAACUACGAUUGAACUCCAUCAAGAAAUUGUCGACCAUUGCUUUGGCUCUCGGAGUUGAACGCACUCGUUCUGAACUGAUACCUUUUCUUACCGAUACCAUUUAUGACGAAGAUGAAGUGCUUUUGGCUUUGGCCGAACAACUCGGUAACUUCAUCAACCUUGUGGGAGGAGGUGAAUUUGCCCACUGCCUACUGCCACCGCUGGAGUCUCUAGCUACAGUAGAAGAGACCGUGGUUAGAGAUAAGGCGGUAGCCUCACUGCGUGCUGUUGCAGCUCAUCACACUCCUCAGGCUUUGGAGCAGCAUUUUGUACCAUUAGUGCAACGCUUAGCUGGUGGGGACUGGUUUACUUCCAGAGCCUCUGCAUGUGGACUGUUCAGUGUGUGUUAUACCCGCGUCUCCGCACCUGUGAAGGCAGAACUCCGCCAGCAUUUCCGCUCGCUGUGCCAGGAUGACACACCCAUGGUGCGCCGCGCUGCUGCAUACAAGCUGGGAGAGUUUGCACGAGUUGUGGAAGUGGAGUACGUGAAGAGUGAUCUCAUCCCUAUGUUUGUUUAUUUGGCACAGGAUGAACAAGACUCAGUGCGUCUGCUGGCGGCAGAAGCUUGCGCUACUGUAGCCGCACUUCUUCCCCCAGAAGACAUGGAGCAGCUGGUGAUGCCCACUGUGCGAGCUCGUGCAGGAGACACCUCCUGGAGGGUGCGGUACAUGGUGGCUGACAAGUUUGUGGAGCUGCAACAAGCAGUAGGUCCCGAGCUGGCUCGCUCCGACCUCGCACAGAUAUUCCAAGGUCUGCUGAAAGACACAGAAGCUGAAGUGAGGGCUGCAGCUGCUGGCAAAGUUAAAGAUUUCUGUAUGAACUUAGACAAGGCUCACCAGGAGCACAUUAUAAUGACAAUGAUCUUGCCUCAAAUCAAAGAUCUAGUUUGUGAUCCAAACCAGCACGUCAAGUCUGCUCUGGCUUCAGUCAUCAUGGGCCUCAGUCCUAUCGUCGGCAGACACAAUACUAUUGAAUACCUCCUGCCUCUAUUCCUCACACAACUCAAAGAUGAAUGCCCCGAAGUCCGACUGAACAUCAUCUCAAACUUGGAAUGUGUCAACGAAGUGAUCGGAAUCCAACAAUUAGUGCAAUCUUUACUCCCAGCUAUCGUAGAACUCGCUGAAGAUACAAAAUGGAGAGUCCGUCUCGCUAUUAUAGAACACAUGCCGUUAUUAGCCGGUCAAUUAGGCCAGGAGUUCUUUGAUGAGAAAUUGACAGGACUCUGCAUGUCUUGGCUCAUUGACCAUGUGUAUGCGAUCCGUGAAGCGGCAACACUCAACUUGAAGAAGUUAGUUGAACAAUAUGGAGCGACCUGGGCUGAGACAAAUGUCAUACCAAAAGUAAUGGCCAUGUCCAGAGAACAGAAUUAUCUUCACCGAAUGACUUAUUUAUUCUGUAUUAACGUGUUGUCUGAAGUUUGUGGCAAAGAUAUCACCACCAGAGUGCUUUUGCCGACCGUCUUGUCUAUGGCCGAUGACAAUGUUGCCAAUGUAAGAUUCAAUGUUGCCAAGACAUUGCAGAAAAUGGCGCCUUAUUUGGAUCCAGCUGUCAUUCAACCUCAAGUGAAGCCUGUUUUGGAGAAGCUGAACGUAGAUCCAGAUGUAGACGUGAAAUACUUCGCAUCUGAGGCGAUUGCUGGAAUCGCUGGCUAGAUUUUAUCACUCAACUUUCUAGUUAAUAUUUAAUCUCUGAAACAUUUAUAUAAAAAUCUAAUUAGUCAAACUGUACAAAAGAUUUCUGUUGUGGGGAUUUCAUUCCAGUGUAUUCGGCUGAUUAUUCUAUUUCUUACAUUAUCUGUAGUUGAUUUAUAAAUUACAGAUUAUGUAAUUAUUUUGUCACGAUUAUGUUUUAAGUUCAUUAUAGAUGGCAUUUAAUCUGCACU
Messenger RNA from Papilio machaon (common yellow swallowtail), 2154 nucleotides. RefSeq names its product serine/threonine-protein phosphatase PP2A 65 kDa regulatory subunit (gene Pp2A-29B). Gene Ontology annotation, cellular component: cytoplasm; protein phosphatase type 2A complex. Gene Ontology annotation, biological process: protein dephosphorylation. The transcript is spliced from 6 exons. Gene Ontology annotation, molecular function: protein phosphatase regulator activity; protein binding. The record is from RefSeq and is a predicted model, not a curated record. The coding region runs from base 152 to 1924 and encodes 590 amino acids. Lineage: Eukaryota; Metazoa; Arthropoda; Insecta; Lepidoptera; Papilionidae.